Gadus macrocephalus (Pacific cod) is the source of this 2199-nucleotide messenger RNA. RefSeq lists its product as uncharacterized. NCBI's taxonomy places the organism in Eukaryota, Metazoa, Chordata, Actinopteri, Gadiformes, Gadidae. Bases 774 to 1979 code for a protein of 401 amino acids. The record is from RefSeq and is a predicted model, not a curated record. The transcript has 5 exons.
AGUAAGUAUGGGAAGUAUGGAUAUCGGAAUACGUUUAACAGUCUAUUUAUUGGUAAACUGACAUUUGUUUUCUGUAAAGGACGUAUGAAGCGAUGCAUCAGUGACUGAGUGUCUCUACCUGCUGUUUGAACCAUCAAGUGUCCCUUUGUAUUUGAGCUUCUAGACAGCGCAGCUAUCUGUCUGUCGUUCAUACUUUAAUAAAGAGAUGAUUCUUCAUCUCUGAGGGAAGUCAUGGAGCAGCAGCCUCUAACUACACGAUUAUCAGACAUUCCUCCACGAUUUACCAUGUCACACUAUACGAUCGCAGAGUCAGGAAAUCGGGGCUUGUCUCGUCGUAAGACUGGCCACACUACAAGAUUCUCAGACAUUCCUCCACGAUUUAACAUGUCACACUUUAAGCGUAUGAAAAAAAGAUAUGAGUACCAUAUUAAGCGCUAUAUACAUUUUAUUUAUUAUUAUUAUUAUUAUUACUAUACGAUCUCAGAGCCAGGAAAUCGGGGCUUGUCUCGUAGUAAGACUGGCCACACAACAAGAUUCGGCGGUGCGAUGCUCUCUACUUUGUAUCAUUCACGUUUGCACGUUUGUUUAUAUCUGCUCAAUGCGGCAAUUCCUCACAGUAGUUGCGUUGCGCGUGACAUGAACUAUACAAAGUAGACGCAGCAACAACGUAGCCUGGAAACGAAGCGUCAACGAUGGAUCCCGAAUAAUAAUAAUAAUACAUUUAAUUUAGAAGCGCCUUUCAAAACACCCAAGGUCACCUAGCACUAGGCAUUAUGUUGGCGGUCCUCUUCACAGAGACGAAAAAGAAGAAAAAGAAGAAAAGAUUGUGGACUCGUUCUUGGGUUGCAAGAAGAGGAGAGCUCGGGAUGUCGGUGCUACUUACCGAACUGGAGGAGACUGAUAGGAAAGGGUUCCGUGAGUUCCUGAGGAUGAGCGUCGAGGACUUUCAACUCCUUCUGGGGAAAGUUGAGCCUCUCAUCAAAAAGACGGACACAAAAAUGAGAAGGGCCAUCAGUGCCCGACAGAGAUUGUCCUUAACCCUCAGAUUCCUUGCAACUGGUGAGUCUUUCAGGUCACUGAGCUUCCAGUACAGGAUUGGCAGGUCUACUGUUGGCUUGAUUGUAAUGGAGACCUGCCAAGCAUUGUACAAUGUUUUGAAGGAAGAUCACAUGAAGACACCAACAACUGAGUCAGAGUGGCGUGAGAUAGCGAGCGGAUUCGAAGACAAAUGGCAAUUUCCUCAUUGCUUAGGUGCAAUUGAUGGGAAACACAUCUACAUUCAGCCCCCUGCUAAUUCAGGAAGUUCUUUUUAUAAUUACAAAGGCAGGUUCUCAAUUGUGCUAAUGGCAGUUGUAGAUGCCAACUACAAAUUCAUUUAUGCAAGUGUUGGCACUCAGGGCCGAAUGUCGGACGCAAGUCUGUUUGGACACUCAGAUCUCCGCAGUGCCAUGGACAGAGACCUGUUACAUUUCCCCCGCCCUGAGCCACUUCCCAAUACAGAUUUAAUCAUGCCCUAUAUGUUUGUUGGUGAUGAAGCCUUCCCUCUCCGUUCUGACCUUAUCAAGCCCUAUCCCCACAGAAACCUUGAUCAUGGACAGCGAAUUUUCAAUUAUAGAUUAUGUAGAGCAAGGCGAACUGUGGAAAAUGCAUUUGGCAUAUUGGCAAAUAGAUUACGUGUGUUCCUAACAAAUAUUUCUAUUGAACCAGAUAAGGUAACUUGCAUCACCCUUGCUGCCCUUGCCCUCCACAAUUUCCUGAGGGAAAAAUCCGAGGCCUACGUGCCUCCAGUCAUUGUGGACAGAGAGGACGAGAACCACAGAGUCAUUGCCGGAAGAUGGCGAAGAGGUGGAGAUCUUGACUCUGUGGCAUUGAGUAGGGCGCGGAAUGCCACAACCACUGCUAAAGACCAGCGUGACCUGCUGAAGGCAUAUUUUCAAUCCUCUGAAGGAUCCGUUGAUUGGCAGGAGGAUAUGAUUUGAAAAUGUUAUGCAUUGAUAUUUAUUUAUUAUCAAUUGGUUUAUACUAUUUAUAAUAUACUAUUUAUUUAUUUACGCUACUAUACUAUUUAUUAGUUAGUUACAACAGUGUUGUUAGUUAGACAGUAAACCAAUAUUUACAGAGUAUUUAUUAUCAUCUUGUUUAUACUAUUUAUUAUAUACUAUACUUAUUUAUGCUAUUACUACUACUAUACUACUAUUU